Molecule: messenger RNA, 1859 nt
Organism: Coffea arabica (coffee)
Lineage: Eukaryota; Viridiplantae; Streptophyta; Magnoliopsida; Gentianales; Rubiaceae
Source: RefSeq, a predicted model, not a curated record
UUGGUAAUACAAAAUGUACCAAGUGAUUGACAUGCAGGUCCUUUGAUAGGGACUGAGCCAGCAGUCUUUCCGCUCCAAAUCUACCUCAAAUCAGUAGCCUAAAAGUAAAACUGCAGAUAGUAGCAGAUUUUCCAGGAAAUUCAGGAGAAGCUCCCCAAGCAAAUGGCAACUGCUUGGAAAUUGGAACUGUCUUCGUUCAUACCUUGAAUAUCAUAUGUUGUUUACUAGGAAUGCUUUUCUGUGCCCAAUAUUGACAUCAUCUCAUAGUUUCAGAUUUCCAAGUACACCAAUUUUCCUACUCCAAUUCCUUUCCUGAGCUUUAACUUCCAACUAUGGAUAAACUGAGAAAUGUUUUUCCGUUCUAUAAACGAAAGGAUGAGAAGGAAGAGAGUUUAUCAUCACACUUCUGCCAAAAUGGAAGUUUACUACUGAAGGAACUAAUUGCUUGUUUUGGUGGGCGGUACGAGCUUCCCAUCCGAAGUUUCACUGCCGGAGAACUCAUCAGGGCAACCAAUAACUUUUCAGAACAGGUCAAUCAUAUUGCCCUUGAUGAUUGGAAGUUUUUCAGAGGGAAUUUGCAAGACCGGCCCAUUUUGGUUAAAUUUGGUGAGGUAGGAAGGGAGUUUCCAAGAAUCACUGAGUUUGUCAUUCGUGAGAUAGUUGUCAAUUCACAAAUGGGUCACCCCAAGAAUGUCUCACAUCUUAUAGGCUGCUGUUUGGAAUUCGAGCUUCCUGCUGUGGUGUAUGCUUAUGCUCCUGGGAUGGAAUCUCUUACUCAUUCCCUCAGCUAUCCCCGUAAUAGUAAACUACUUUCUUGGAAGAGUAGAAUAAAGAUUGCAAGUGACAUAGCCAACGUCUUGCUUUAUCUUCAUACAGCAUUUCCUUCACCAAUCAUUUUUCGGGAUUUGAAAUUAGCCAGGGUAAUAUUGGACAAUAGCGGAGUAGCUAAAUUAGUUGGCUUCAUGGUUCAAAGUCACGGUCGCGGUCGCGGUCGCGGCCUGGAACGUUCCACAUCGGUCUCGGCAUAUCGGUCACGACUCGGUGUGACUCGGCCGAGUCAAUCCGUCGCGGUGACGACUCGGAUGAUUUCUCGGCGAGUCAAGUAUUUCGGUAUCGUUUCGUCACGGUAUCGUAUCGGCAGGGGCCGAGACGGUGACGACUCGGCCGAGUCGUCUCGGUCUCGGCCGAGACUUCGAACCAUGGUUGGCUUUGACCUUUCGAUAUCCCUUCCCCCUGGAGAAAAGAAGGUUGAAGAUGAGAUUUGUGGCACUUUUGGAUACGUCGACCCUGAAUACGUCAAGUCAUGCUUUGUGACCGAGAAGAGUGAUGUGUACAGCUUAGGGGUAUUUAUCCUUCUGCUAAUUUCUGGAGAAACAAGCGUAUUAAAGGAUGAUGAACUAACAGUAGCUUAUGUCAAACGCCGCUUUGAGAAUGAUCCACUCAAACAUAUUCUGGAUCCCAAGAGUUUUGAAGAGGAAGGCUACAACGAACAUGAGAUAGAGCAGCAUUUGUUGCCUUUUACUAAUCUUGCUUUGAGAUGUACAGAAGAAAAAGGAGAAGAUAGGCCAGAUAUGAUCGAGGUUGCAAAACAGCUCCGCCAAAUCGAGAAGUCUCUGCACAAUUAUUAGCUCUACCAUCCCCAUUAAUCUAAGCUUUGGGAUCAAUGGUUUGAUGUUUUUUGCCAUCUUUUUUAAUCUCGCAAUGUCUGUGUGUUGUGUUUCCUUUAUCCAUAUUCAGACAUCUCCAGAUGUCAGAAUCUGUGCUCAUUUUGCAAAUCUCUGUAAGUAUGUUCUGGAUUUUUACACCCUUCCUUGUCUCUAGUAGCUAUUAAUGAAAUUGAAUAAGAUUUUGAGCUGCAA